AUGGUGAACACGGGAAAGCCAUCACAAGGUUGUUAUAUGUGCCGGGCCCGACGCAUCAAGUGCGAUGAGGCGAAACCCAAUUGCAUGCGAUGUCAGAAGUCAAAGAGAAUAUGUCCUGGCUAUCGAGAUGCGUUCGAGCUCAAUCUUCGAGACGAGACAAAGUCGACGAAGAAGAAAAUAUCCCGCUUGUUUAAUCACAGGUCAUUUCUGGAAGGCGUAAGCCAACUUCAGAGUCCCUUCGACCUGGUCAAUCCCUCACCAACCACAAUUUUUACGCCUAUGACCGCCACCAAUCUUGAAUCAUACAACUCACAUAUUCCAUCAGCUCAGACAUGGCAAUUUUCCAAAGGUCACCUAUCAUCAUCAUCUAGCAGCAGCGUUUCCAGUCUAGGUAGCUUUGCAAAUGGGUUAACGGGACACCUCGACCAGAGAGCAAAUCACUCUCCAUAUCUUGCAUAUCAUCCCGGGUGCAUAUUUACUCAUCUCACUGUUCCGGCAGAUCAACAGGCGGCUUGUUUUUUCCUGUCAAAUUUUGUGGUCGUCCCGCAGCCAGGGACCCUUCGAGGAUAUCUAAGUUUCAUCUUACCCUUUCUUGGAAGCGAACAGAUGAGUCCGGCGGUGAAGUCCGCUUUCUCCGCUGUAUCUCUUGCGGCUUUUGGGGCCCGACCUAAUUCUAAGUCGUUACUUCCAAAAGCUGAUACUUCAUAUUAUACAGCGUUGAAAGAGAUUAACGCUACAUUAAAAAAUCCAAGAAUGGCCACGGAUGACUCUACCUUAGCCGCGAUUUUGAUGCUGUCGACGUUUGAGCAAAUCAUGGCGCCCAGAAAGAGUCAUGAAGGAUGGGCUUCGCAUAUCGAUGGCGCUAUAGCUCUGCUUAAAGCUCGGGGGCCAGAAAGCUUUCAAAAGCCAGAAGGACAGGAGACGUGGAACACAGUCAGAGCGCUAAUGGUCGUCCAACGGAUAACGCGCUCCAAGCACGUAGAUGUAAGCGAGGAAUACUGGAUGUCAGUUCCAGCAAAAGACGAAUGCUCCAAUGCCUUCGCCCGCUUGAACAUCCGAGUAGCAAAUCUCCGUGGCGAUUAUAGUGAAAUAGCAGCACACCCAUCUCGUACAGCAGCGGAUUAUGAUGCUGUAUUCGAUUUAUUACAACGAGCCAAAGCGCUUGAACAGGAUUACGCGAAUUGGUUCGACACACUAGAAGGCCCAUGGGCUGUUACACCGGUAAACUGGAUUGACUACCCAAUUUCGGAUCUCCAGAACUCACUCAUACAUCCUGGACGCGUUGAUGCGUACACGGAAAUGUGGAUGGCAUAUCAUCACAACAUCGGCCGGUCCUCUCGCUUAAUUACAUGGACAACGAUAUUACGCUGCGUGGCAUGGCUUUGCAAUCCCGAAGAUUACAGACUCACAGAAGAAUACGCGACCGCCACUCAAGUCUGUCGAGGACUCAUCGAGGAUAUCGUUGCCAGCGUCCCGUAUAUCUUCGGCUGGAAUAAACAGAACGACGAGCAUAUGGCCGACCGAUCAAGUUUUGCUUGCGGGACUACCGACUCCCCAAAUGUCAAGUCGUUAUGGGCUAUCUUUGUCAUGUGGCCUAUUUUCAGCGCUGCAAAUUCGGAUUUCGCACUCCCUUCGGAACGUACGUUCCUGAGGGGGAGAUUGAAGUAUGUUAAUGAGAAUCUAGGCAUUCAUCAAGCUUCUGUGCUGCUUCACAUGCCAGUACAAUUUCCCUCAUCCCUCAUCCAACUCGAAAGACAUCAACUUGCUGUUUAUACUCAUCGCAUGAAGAAAACGGAAGAGACCGUAGUCAGCCAGACAGAACAGAGCAAUUGGCCUGCAAGUUGA
Glarea lozoyensis ATCC 20868 is the source of this 1845-nucleotide messenger RNA. Its product is annotated as Zn2/Cys6 DNA-binding protein. Lineage: Eukaryota; Fungi; Ascomycota; Leotiomycetes; Helotiales; Helotiaceae. Bases 1 to 1845 code for a protein of 614 amino acids. The transcript is spliced from 5 exons. Gene Ontology annotation, molecular function: DNA-binding transcription factor activity, RNA polymerase II-specific; zinc ion binding. The record is from RefSeq and is a predicted model, not a curated record. Gene Ontology annotation, biological process: regulation of DNA-templated transcription.